AUGGAGAACCGUAUGGAGAGCGUUGAGAAGAGUGUCUCUGAGAUGAUGACUGUUGUCGACGAGCUCCGACAGCUGAUGCUCCAACAGACGCGACGCCGGAGCAGGGGCAGAUCUAGAACGCCCCGUCGCCGUCACCGCUCGGGAAGUCAGCACUCGUCGAACUCCGGCGAUGACUCUCGUAGCUCCCGAUCUGUUUCGCUGCGACACGAGGAUGCUUCCCCGAGGAGGCAUAUUCGCACUGGAAGGAAGAUCGAUCUCCCUGUGUUCAAUGGGGAUGAUGCUUACGGGUGGAUUGUUCGGGUCGAGCGAUUCUUCCGACUCAACGAAGUUGACGAUACUGAGAAAGUGCGACUCCUGGUGGUAGCCAUGGAGGAACGUGCUCUGAACUGGUUCCAAUGGUGGGAAGAACAGACCCCGGAACGCACUUGGGAAGCGUUCAAGGAGGCUCUGGUUCGAAGGUUCCAACCCGGGUUAGUGCAGAACCCGUUUGGACCAUUAUUGAGCAUCAAACAAUCCGGAAGCGUGAUGGAGUACCGUGAACGAUUCGAGAUGGUCGCAGCACCGCUGCGUCACACUGACCGAGAUAUCAUCAAGGGAAUCUUCCUUAAUGGCCUCAAGGAAGAAAUCAGGGCCGAGCUGAAGUUGUACAGAUCUGGAAAACUGGAGGAGAUCAUGGACCGCGCGCUGUUAUUGGAAGAGAAAAAUCUGGCUAUGCGCAACAGCAAGGGAGGAGAUGAGGACAAGCGAGGAUGGAAGGAAAAAGGAGUAUCCUCGAGCAAAGCACAUCAGACUUGGAUAGAUGGAAACAAGUGGAAGAGCCAAAUUGCAGGAUCUACAACUGCAGAGAAAUCAAGUGCAGAUAAAAGCUCUACUGAAGCUAAAACAGGGGAGAAUAAGGGACAAGAGAAGAAGUGGACGGGGGGCCAGAGGUUGUCUCAAUUCGAGCUCCAGGAUCGUAGCAGGAAGGGCCUAUGUUUCAAGUGUGGAGAAAAAUGGAACAGGGAGCAUGUAUGCAAAAUGAAGCACUACCAAUUCGUGUUGAUGGAGACGGUAGAUGAAGAGGAAGAAGAAGAAGAUGGACAAUUCUUUGAAGCAGAAUCUGAACUUGCUGUAGAACACAAAACCUUACUCUUAUCCCUCAAGAGCAAGGAAGGCAUCACCACCAGUAGAUCCUUCAAGCUACGAGGUCAACUGGGUCAGAGGGAAAAAGCAAGGUCAAUCCUCAUACUCAUAGACUGUGGUGCCACAAGUAAUUUCAUAUCACAGGGACUGGUCAAAGAGAUGAUGUUACCCAUCACCGAGACUGUGACCUAUGAAGUGGAGAUUGGUAAUGGAGAUAAGAUUCAGAAUCAGGGGGUUUGCAAGGACCUACAAUUGCUAGUGCAAGGGUUGAGUUUGACCCAACAAUUCUAUGUCCUGGAAUUGGGUGGAACAGAUUUAGUAUUGGGCAUGGAAUGGUUAUCCAGUCUAGGGGAUAUAAAGGCAAAUUUCAGAGAAUUAACCUUGCAAUGGCAGGUUGAAGGACAGAAAAUGAUGCUAAGAGGGGACCCCUCUUUAAGCUGUACUCAAACUUCACUGAAGGCUUUAUGCAAAGCCUUGCAAAACAAGGGAGAAGGGUUCUAUGUGACAUGUGAAAAUCCACUAAUGGAUACAGAAGAUGAGCAGGGAAUCUCAGAUGACAUGGCUGCCAUUCUAGCAGAAUUCCCAGAGGUUUUUCAGGGGUCUCAAGGACUGCCACCAAGAAGGGAUUGUGACCAUGCUAUAACCUUAAAAGAAGGGGCUACCAUCCCUAAUAUCAGGCCUUACAGAUGCCCUUAUUAUCAAAAGAAUGAGAUAGAGAAAUUGGUAAAAGACAUGCUGAAUUCUGGAGUCAUCAGAACUAGCAAUAGUCCCUAUAGCAGCCCUGUAAUUUUGGUGAAGAAAAAGGAUGGGGGCUGGAGAUUCUAUGUAGAUUAUAGGGCUCUGAACAAAAUGACAAUCCCAAACAAAUUCCCAAUCCCUGUUAUUGAGGAGCUACUUGAUGAGUUGGGAACAGCUCAAGUAUUCUCCAAGCUGGACCUUAAGUCUGGAUAUCACCAAGUAAGGAUGCAAGACAAAGACAUUCCUAAAACUGCAUUCAGGACACACGAGGGCCAUUAUGAGUAUGUGGUCAUGCCCUUCGGGCUAACCAAUGCACCAUCCACCUUCCAAGCUUUAAUGAAUCAGGUGCUCAAGCCAUACUUAAGGAGGUUUGCCCUUGUCUUCUUCGAUGACAUUCUCAUCUAUAGCCAAGAUAAAUAA
Molecule: messenger RNA, 2280 nt
Organism: Lotus japonicus
Lineage: Eukaryota; Viridiplantae; Streptophyta; Magnoliopsida; Fabales; Fabaceae
Exons: 1
Coding region: 1-2280 (759 amino acids)
Source: RefSeq, a predicted model, not a curated record